AGUUACGAUACAUCCGCUUGUCCUGAGAAGCAGAGCCGUGUUGAUGAGUUCAUGAUGAAAUUCUUCCGCUGGGCAAACCGUCCUGGUCAUGUUACCCAUGCUUCUAUUGCGGAAGCACUUCCUACCGGCGAAGCUGAGCUUUAUGGUAAUGACUAUAGUUUUCGUCCACGGCGAUUCCUCCAGUGUGCUACUGGAAGUGAAAUCCUUUCUAACUCCACAAAAAUCACGUUCAUAUUCACAAGUAACAAGCUGCCAGUUUAUGAGACUGAGGGAGCUCCCGCCAAGUAUCAGGCCUGUUUUGGUGACGUCCGAAUAGAUUUCAACCCACGGUUGGAGCAACUACUUGACCAGUCACCAGGAGAUGUUGAGGACGAUACAGUUUUUGAUGUAUGGCUUCACAGCACUUGUGCUCUGAGUGGAUUUAGUGAUUUUGAGACUAUUUAAAAGCCUGUCA
Molecule: messenger RNA, 454 nt
Organism: Lentinula edodes (shiitake mushroom)
Lineage: Eukaryota; Fungi; Basidiomycota; Agaricomycetes; Agaricales; Omphalotaceae
Exons: 3
Coding region: 89-316 (75 amino acids)
Source: RefSeq, a predicted model, not a curated record